AGAAUUUCGGAACGUAAUACUUGGGAAAUGGGCAAAAGAAACAAAGAUGGCGAACAAAAAGUUCAUGUCAAAACAAAGAAAAAAAGGCCUGAAAAGGAUACACUUGUUAAUGAUGAUUUAACGGAAGAAAUCUCUUUAACAUCGGAAUCCACAGGAAAUGGAAAAAAUAAGAAAAUAGUAUUUGAGAAUGACAAAUCUAAAUUAGCGCGAGUAGCAAAUGAUACCGAAAAACACAAUGUCAGUUCACAUAAUAGAAACGCUAACAAUAGCACGACAAGCAAUGAAAUAAAUGCAAAGAAUAAGACUAAACAAAAUAAAAAGAUAAUAUUCACAGACGACAAUGCUGAAGGAGUAGAGAUCACUACAAAUAUACCAAGAAGUAAGAAAAAUGCAAGAUUAAAGGAUUCAAUUGAUGAAGAACCGGCAGAUGAAGAAAUUGACAAGUUUUGUGAUGAAUUAGAUGAUGAAGACAAUGUCCAAUACGAUAACUGGGUGAAACUUAUAGAAUCACAGUUAUGUCCAAAAAAUAAGAAAUAAAUGUUUGCAAUGUA
Messenger RNA from Bicyclus anynana (squinting bush brown), 551 nucleotides. Its product is annotated as cGMP-specific 3',5'-cGMP phosphodiesterase 3. Bases 28 to 537 code for a protein of 169 amino acids. The record is from RefSeq and is a predicted model, not a curated record. The transcript has 2 exons. NCBI's taxonomy places the organism in Eukaryota, Metazoa, Arthropoda, Insecta, Lepidoptera, Nymphalidae.